Molecule: messenger RNA, 731 nt
Organism: Ectocarpus sp. CCAP 1310/34
Lineage: Eukaryota; Phaeophyceae; Ectocarpales; Ectocarpaceae
Source: the annotation of a GenBank genome assembly
AUGCCGCGACCACAAAACGCGGGCAUCCAUCGACCGCACGGGCAUGUGUGGAUCCCCGACACGAGCUUCGUGAUCGUGCACGUGGGUUCCCCACACCGUUUUAACCCAGACAGCAGGGUGUCGGUGACGAAAGCCCAAGACCUGUAUCGAAAGACCGCACCUACGGAGCCCCUGGCAAGGCUCACGCUCACAGGCUCCGCCCUCAUCAAGCAGCGGUUACCAUCCGGGGGCGCCAUGAUCGACACGGGCAACAAGACGGUGGGCAUCAACAUUAACCACGCCUCGCGGCGAGCGCAGUUCCGCUUCACUAGAGCGUUCAUGGAUGGGCGGUUCAAAGUGGGCCUCAACCCCGUCGUGACAUACGGCGCGCUACGAAGACGGAGAGUGAACUUCAGCACCUUGGUGCCGCCGUACCGUCCAUUUCUCUCGGAGUCUGGAUUGCCGAGCAUGUCGUUACAGCAGCGGAGCGUCGUAUGGGACUGGGCCCAGGGGAUGCCAUCGAUAUCCCCCCUUAAUGGGCUGGGGGUUGCCCUUCGCCUGCAUACAGGCCGAAGGGCAUUGUUGAGCGCCACCCUGUUCGACGGCACGGACCGUUCCAGGUUGUGGUCGGUGCGGGCGGAUGUCCCCUUAGCGAAGCCGUCCAACACUUGCUUCACGGCCGAGCGCGCAUGGCAGGUGCCAACGACGAACACGGGGGCGCGAUGACGUGGCGAAUUGGGUUUGUCGCGCCG